Fomitopsis serialis is the source of this 1149-nucleotide messenger RNA. RefSeq lists its product as uncharacterized. The transcript is spliced from 3 exons. The coding region runs from base 1 to 1149 and encodes 382 amino acids. NCBI's taxonomy places the organism in Eukaryota, Fungi, Basidiomycota, Agaricomycetes, Polyporales, Fomitopsidaceae. The record is from RefSeq and is a predicted model, not a curated record.
AUGAUCUCCCCUCGCAUCGUCCGCCUCUCCGCCAACCGCGCCCUCGCCGCCCGCCCAUACGCAGGCACGUCCGCGCGCUACCUCCACAGCACGACCAUCGCGCGUAUAGGCGGCACAGAAGCACCCGGAAGGGACCCGCAGCUGUCGCAAGGGACAGUGAGGAAGGAGGAGAACCUCCACCCCGGCGACGUCCAAGACCAGGCCGCCCGUUCGGGCCAAUCGAGCGCGAACAAGUCCCCGCUCGACGCCGCGUCUGGAGCGAAGGGAAAGAAAGCAAGCCAGGAGGGUUUCUCUGGCAACCAAGAGGGUGUCGGGUUUGCCGAGCAGGUCGGCGGCGCGAGCUCUAGUGGUCAGCGGAACGCAGGGGAGGGCGCCGGCGGGAAGGAGGAGGCAACGCCACCGGGGUUCCUCGAUGCCGUGAAGAGUACGCUCGGCUUUAAGACGACGAGCGGGGAGGUGAAGCAGAACCGUGAUGGCGGAGAAGGAGUCACGGGGACAGGGACGUUUGCUGGGCUGAAGGGCGAGCAGAAACAGAACAAGCACGGCGGAAGGGGUUUCCACACCAGUGCGCGGACGGCGAUGGCGGCGGAUACGACCACGGCGGGCCAGGCGCCCGACGCGAGCAGGCAGCCGAAGGACCGUACGUACGCUGAGCAAAAUGAACACUUGAAACACCGGGAGGCUGAUUCGUCCCGGGAAUCGAAAGGCAAGGGGAAUGCUGCGGAGAAGCCCAGCUUGCCAUCUCACAAAUUUGAUGACAAGGUGUCCUCGAGCCAGCAACGCUCCUUCCAUACCUCCGCGCGUCGUCCCGAACAGAAGCAUACGGCCGAGUCGUACUUCAAAGACGUGGACGACUCGCCCCCGCAAUCAUCCAAAACGCACCAAGUCGACUCGAGCGACAACAAACUGGUGACGCCGAACGAACUGGAGCCGGGCGAGUCCUCCGAUAAAGGUUCGCAGACCAAGGAGUACCAAACUGCCGACAAGGACGAGCCGUAUGACGUUCCGGGCAAGAACGAGGAGCAGAAGCUGAAGUAUGGCGGCACGAGCAGGGAGAAGCCGCAUGCAGGUGAAGGGAACACCAUCAGCAAGCCGGGAUCCGGGCCCCAGGGAGACACUGCUGGGGGCCACCGUCCAGAGCGCAACUGA